CAGUACGUCGGUGAUCGUGACAUGCCACUUGCAAUUUAGGCAUGUUGUGAACGAUUACUGCUGCAGUGUGAGGAUGUGCGUGAAAUUCUCUCUUAGUUCAUUUUGGCACACAGAUCACUCUGCUUUGCUUGAGACUAACCCUCUAAUCCUACACUCACUUUAAUACUCACUUUAAUAUUGUAUCAUCUUAGUGGAAGUAGAUCCUGACAAGGCUGCUUUUCAGGUGUGUCGGGACGAUUUCCUCCCGACAAUGGCUCUUAAUAUGAACUCUUGCAUUCAGAAAAUAAACGGAACAUUGCACAUUCUGUAUUCUGUAGGGCACUUGAUGGAGCCUGAAUCCCCUUUGAUUUAAAGACAGAAUGGUCUCUCCAAAACAAAAAGUGAUGACCAACUUUUUUCUCACUUCUUGUGAGACACCUGGUCCCUGGUCUCCCUGUCAUUGUCAUGAACAUUUCUUGGUACAUGUUGUAGUGUAACUAAACUUCAGCCAGGUCUGUGGAUAGUUUAACACUCCUCUAUCGAACGGGCUACAUGUGUUGCGUGAUUCACUGCUGUUAGAUUCUGAUUCGUGCAAAAUUAAUUUUUAUGCUGUAAGUUUUUUUUUUCAGGAAUGAAAGGAGAGCCUUUUUUCAGAGGAAUGAGAGAUGCCAGUUUUUAUCGAGACUUUCGCCUUUUGGAAGGAGGUCAGGUCUUCAUUCCCCAGCACACAGACAGACAGUAUGCACUAGGAGCCGACUUCCACCAGAUCAUUGAUUUCAAUGACCUGCCUGCUUCACUGUUCGGAUGCAAUGUCCACCAGUCCGUGUUUGAAGAAAAGAAUGGGAAGGAGUCUUUGGUUUCCAGACGAGCAGCGCUGCUUGGAAAGCAUGUGCGUCACUGUCUGAGGCAGUGUGACGUGAGCUGGUUGGCAAGCGAGGGGAAGGAACAUUUUGAGGCACUCUUCCUUGCUUAUGAUGAGCAUGUGACAUUCCAGCUGUUUAAAAGCUUCAGGCGUGUGCGGAUUAACUUCAGCAACCCCAAAGUAGCGGCCAGUGCCAGGAUAGAGCUGCACGAGACGCAGUUCAGAGGAAAGAAGCUCAAGCUUUACUUUGCCCAGGUGCAAAACCCAAGUACAGAUGGAGUUAACCUGCACCUGGCUCCUCCAAAGCCAUCCAAACAGUUCCUAAUCUCCCCGCCAUCAUCACCGCCUGUAGCAUGGCAACAGAUAGAUGAUGCCACCCCUGUGAUCAACUAUGACCUGCUUUAUGCAGUUGCAAAACUAGGGCCUGGAGAAAAGUAUGAGCUCCAUGCGGGAACAGAGUCGACACCCAGCGUGGUCGUCCACGUCUGUGACAGCGACAACGAGGAAGAGGAGGAACCAAAAAACUGCCCCAAACCAAAAAUCAUCCAGACAAGGCGCCCCGAUCUUCCUGUGACCAUGCCUCACUGAAUUCCCUGCUGGAAAGAAGGAAACUUGUUCCGCUGUCUCUCUCAAACACACGUUUCUCUCGGAACGCAGUUGUCUUUCCCUCACAGGAACUUUGAUGCUCAGUAACCUUUUGCUGUCCACAUAGUCGUGCAGCAAGGGCUAGAAGGGGCUUGUUCUGUAGCACACAGCCAUUAAUGUAUGUUCACAUCAUCAGUUCUGUGGGUCUCGCAUCAUUGCGUUUCGUGACUGUUUCCUUUCGGUUUUAUUGUAUUCGUACUUUGUCUGGUAACCGGUGGUUGGCAGUGGAAGUCAGUGAUGUUUGAGCAAUGCCUCCAGUGGAAACAAAGCCUCAACUGAUAAGAAAAUGGGAGUUUACUUUUCAAAGGACAAUUGUCACGCACUUAACACUGCUUACCACUGGCAGCUGUAUUACUGAGUAGUACAUUUUUCCUCAAACAGUUUUUUGACAAAUACCCCUAACUGUUAUACACAUUAUCUUUCAGUAACUCUUCUUUCUUUUUUGUUUUUUUGUUUUUGUGACUGACUCACGCAUUGGCAAGCGAUGCGUAGAAGGUGGUGUUUUUCUGUCUUAGAGGCAAGGCCUUCUGAAAAUAGUAGUGGAGUCAGUUACACAAAGCCAGUCAAACUUAAUUUUAGUAAAAUGUCUGCAGUCUGUAAAAGUGUGUGUGUGUCUGUCUAGAAUAGUUUGGAAUGCACCUCUUUCUAGCAAAAUGCAUGAUCAUUUCAAAACAGUGUAUUGCUAACAAUCAAGGGACUACUGUAUCAUUUUGCCACAAUAGUGCCACAGUGGUUAAGAGUGCAAUGUUUAUUAAACUUCCAUAUCUAGCUAUCAGCGUAGAGGGUUUGUAAAGUGAUGCCUUUUGAGAUAGAAACACUAUGGCAUUAGCUGCUGAAAUCGUUCAACGUUUUUGAUAUUUUAAAUGGGUUAACCAGAUUCUGAAUUGGUUAGGUGCCUAUAAUAACACUAUGUAACACAAUUUUUGUUCCUGGGUAGUAAGUAUUAUUUCCUAAUUGCUUAUGCCUCAAAAGA
Messenger RNA from Polyodon spathula (Mississippi paddlefish), 2459 nucleotides. RefSeq names its product regulator of calcineurin 2 (gene rcan2). NCBI's taxonomy places the organism in Eukaryota, Metazoa, Chordata, Actinopteri, Acipenseriformes, Polyodontidae. Gene Ontology annotation, molecular function: nucleic acid binding; calcium-dependent protein serine/threonine phosphatase regulator activity. The transcript has 5 exons. The record is from RefSeq and is a predicted model, not a curated record. Gene Ontology annotation, cellular component: nucleus; cytoplasm. Bases 611 to 1429 code for a protein of 272 amino acids. Gene Ontology annotation, biological process: calcium-mediated signaling.